CUCGCGGGUUUCGGCCCCUUGAGCCCGCCCUCCAGCGCUCUGGAAAGUCAUCUGCGAGCUUUUGUUUUUUUUAAAUGUACAUUUUCGCCGGGCGUGCUGGUGUACGCUCUUAAUCCCAGCGCUGGGGAGGCAAAGACUCGAGUCCAUCUAUCCUGUAAAUCAUAGACAUCUGUAAGGAAGUAUAUCAUUAAGAAACAGUUGGGUGUUUUGAAAAAAUUUGGAAGACUUACUAUGAGUGUAAGCACUUCAAGUAAUACCACUGCAGGGGAUGCCCAAAGAUUGAAGAAUACUUCAUUGGAUGUAAAACAAAUGCUAAAGAGCGAAGCAGAGUUAGAUAUUACUGCAGAUCUCAGAAAGAAACUCCAUCGGGCUAAGAAAGAAAAAUUAGAAAUGACUACUAAGCACAAUGCUGAGUUGUCAAGCUAUGAGAGCCAGAUUGCUAGACUGAGGUCUGAAGUUGAAAAAGGAGAAGCAUUGAGACAAAGUCUGGAAUAUGACCUGGCUGUUGUUCGAAAGGAAGCUGGUCUUGGAAGACGGGCUGCUGAGGAAAGAUUAGCUGAGGCACAGAGGAUCCAAGAAAAGCUCUGUGCUCAGAACUCAGAGCUUCAAGGAAAGGCAAAUGAGACCGAGAAAGCAUUUCAGACUUCCCAACAGAAAUGGAAAGAAGAGUGUAGAAGGUUUGAACAUGAUUUGGAAGAGAGAGACAAUAUAAUUCAAAAUUGUAACCGAGAAUAUGAUUUACUCAUGAAGGAAAAAAGCAGACUAGAAAAAGCCCUACAGGAAGCGCUGGAGAAACAUCAGCAAGAGAAGCGUGAGGUGGAGUCUCAUAUCAGGGAAACAGCGCUGGAAGAGUUUAGAUUACAAGCAGAACAAUGGGAAGCAGAAAGAAGAGAGUUACAAUUUAUAGUACAGGAGCAAGACAGUGCUGUCCAAAAUAUGCAGAAAAAAGUGGAGCAGUUAGAAACAGAACAUAUGGACUGCUCUGAUCUUUUAAGGCGACAAACAACAGAACUUGAAUUUAGCACUCAAAGAGAAGAACGUCUUCGAAAAGAAUUUGAGGCAACGACUCUGAGAGUAAGGAAAUUAGAAGAAAAUAUCGAAGCAGAAAGGGCAGCACAUUUGGAGUCAAAAUUUAAUUCUGAAAUUAUUCAGUUACGGAUUCGAGACCUUGAAGGAGCUUUACAAGUGGAAAAAGCCAGCCAAGCAGAAGCUGUUGCUGAUUUGGAAAUGAUCAAGAAUGAAUUCAAAGAAGUUGAAAGUGCAUAUGAGAGAGAAAAGCAAAAUGCACAAGAAAGCUUUACAAAACUCAAUUUAUUAGAAAGAGAGUAUGCCACCAAAAACAAGAAACUAAAUGAUGAGAUUGAAGAACAGAAGAAAGUAAUUAUGGACCUUUCAAAGAGACUCCAAUAUAAUGAAAAAAGUUGCAGUGAAUUACAGGAGGAACUUGUAAUGGGUAAGAAGCACCAAGCCUUCCUGGUAGAGACAUGUGAAAAUAACGUGAAAGAAUUGGAAUCAAUCUUGGACAGCUUUACUGUGUCAGGCCAGUGGACAUCAGGCAUCCACAAGGACAAGGAUAAACCUCCUAGCUUCUCUGUUGUCCUUGAGACUUUGAGGCGUACCUUGACAGAUUACCAGAACAAGCUGGAAGAUGCAUCUAAUGAGCUAAACAGCAUAAAAGAUGCCAAAGAAAAGGCAUUUAAUGAACUUGGUUGUACCCAACACAAACUCGAGUCUCAUACUAAAAAUAUAAAGGAGCUUCAAGAUAAACUGUCUGAUGUCCACAAAGAGCUAAGUCAUUUGCGCACCAAGUGUGCAGACCGAGAGGCUUUGGUGAGCACUCUGAAGGUGGAGCUACAAAAUGUGCUACACUGUUGGGAGAAAGAAAAGGCCCGAGCAGCCCAGUCUGAAAGUGAACUACAAAAACUUUCCCAGGCUUUCCAGAAGGACACAGAGUUUGUCUUUUUUUUCUUGCAGGAGAAGCUAACCUUUCUCCAUACAUUGUAUCAACACUUAGUAGCAGGAUGUGCACUCAUAAAACAACCAGAAGGCAUGUUGGCUAAAUUCUCUUGGUCUGAGCUCUGUGCAGUCUUGCAGGAGAAUGUUGAUGCCCUCAUUGCAGACCUCAACAGGGCUAAUGAGAAGAUAAACCACCUAGAGUAUAUCUGUAAAAAUAAAUCUGACACAAUGAGAGAGCUUCAACAGACCCAGGAAGACACCUUUAACAAAGUGGCAGAGCAGAUCAAAGCCCAAGAGAGUUGCUGGCACAGACAAAAGAAAGACCUGGAACUGCAAUAUUCUGAACUUCUUCUGGAGGUGCAGAGGAGGGCACAGAAAUUCCAAGAAAUUGCAGAAAAAAAUAUGGAAAAAUUAAAUCGUAUUGAGAAGUCACAUGAACAGUUGGGUCUUGAAAAUUCUCACUUCAAAAAUGUGUUGUCAAAGAAUCAGAAGGAACAAAUGUCGUUGCUGGCAGCCUGUGCACUGAUGGCUGGUGCAUUAUAUCCCCUCUAUAGCCGAUCGUGUGCCUUAUCCACACAAAGAGACUUUCUCCAGGAGCAAGUCAACACCUUGGAUGUGUUUAAAUCAGAAAUUAGAACUCUAGCUCAGGCGCUGUCAACAAUAGAUGAAAAGAGACAAGAAGAAGCCAAAAUAAGAAAAAAACCAUUCAAGGGACUGAUACGUUUAUUCCGGAAAGGUGUAAUUGCCAUUUUGGCAGCAAACAGACUCAAGAUUUUGGGCCAGUCCUGUGCCUCUUUUUUUACCUGGAUGGAAAGUUUUAAAGAAGGCAUAAGCAUUUUAGUGUGCACAGGAGAGCCCAAAGACAAGUGUAAAUUUCCAAAACAUCAAAAGGAACAAUUACGUUGCUUACAAGCACACAGUUGGCUCACCAGUCCUGACCUUCUUGCUGCAAUAAUCAGUUCUAUGGCUGAGUUGCAAGAAGUCAUUAGUAAAACAGAUCCAAAUUCCAGAAUUUGUGGACAUUUACUUAUAGGUGCAGCCAAGAAUUCCUUUGCAAAACUAAUGGAUAAAAUUAGUCUGGCAAUGAAAAGCAUAUCUAUGAACUGUGGCAGGAGUAUUACAUAUGUGGAAAAAGAUUCCCUUGUUCAGAGGCUGGCUCGUGGACUCCACAAACUAAACACAUUGGCUCUGAAACAUGGUUUGCGUGGCCAUAUGCCCAUUAUGAAAAGCACGGCAUCAUUACAAAAGCAAAUAUUUGGAUUUACACAAAGGCUGCAUGCUGCAGAAGUAGAGCGCCGCUCACUGCGCCUGGAGGUUACAGAAUUCAAACGAAAUGUGAAUGAAAUGAAGAAAGAGCUUGACAAAGCUCAGAACCUCCAAAUUCAGUUAAAUGAAUUUAAACACUCUAAACUGAUCACCCAUGAGAAGUUUGAAAGUGCAUGUGAAGAACUCAAUAAUGCAUUGCUGCGGGAGCAGCAGGCACAGAUGCUGCUGAAUGAACAAGCCCAACAACUACAGGAGUUGAAUUAUAGACUUGAAUUGCAUUCCAGUGAGGAAGCUGACAAAAACCAGACUCUUGGAGAAGCUGUUAAGAGUCUCUCCGAGGCAAAGAUGGAGCUGAGGAGAAAAGAUCAAUCCCUGCGUCAGCUCAACAGACAUCUCACCCAGCUGGAGCAGGACAAGCGUCGGCUGGAGGAGAACAUCCACGAUGCAGAGAGUGCCCUCCGCAUGGCAGCCAAAGACAAAGAAUAUGUUGCUAAUCACAUGAGAACAGUAGAAAAUAUGCUCCAUAAGGUCAGAGAUCAGAUCUCGCUGUCACGGACUGCAGCAAGUAGGAAUGACUUCACCCUGCAGCUACCCAAACUGCACCUGGAGACCUUUGCAGUGGAGGGGCUCAAGGGCGGGCCAGAGGUGGUAGCAUGCCAGGCUAUGAUUAAAAGUUUCAUGGAUGUCUACCAGCUUGCAAGCGCCAGAAUUGCUACAUUAGAGGGAGAAAUGACAUCACAUCGAAACCACAUUGCCACCUUGAAAUCAGAGCUUCAUACAGCUUGUUUACGAGAAAAUGAAAGUUUACAAUCAACAGGAUCACGAGAUCAUUCAAACCUCUCCGUUCCUUCAAGAGCCACUUUUCCUGCAGACACAAUGGGCGGUGAGAAUUUCUUGCCCUUGCAAGCUGAACUUGAUACAACUUACAACUUCUUAAAGGAGACAUUUAUAAAUACUGCACCCCAUUCUCUGACAUCACCUAACUCCUCACCAGUGCUGGCUGCUAAUGUCAAAAGACCAACUCAGAUCGGAUUAUGACUUUAUGAGAUGAAAAAAAAAAAAAAACAGAGGAAGAGUUAAUGGUACAAUUAAAAAUGCUUUGAAUGGGGAUUUCCUUACCAGUUGAAUUUUGUUUCAGUACAUAUGGGGGUGGGUUGUCAAAGAUUACAUGACCUCUUGAUGUUUGCAGGUAUCCCUGUCUCCUGGAAUAGUGAAAGAACCUACUUUUCCUCUCUAAGUUUUAUUUAUGAUCACAGUUGCUCAUUUUUAUGUAACAUACUUUUAAAUGUUAAAGAAUGACACAUUUUGGGUAAUUUCCCGUGGACUUAAAAAAAUCAAUAAGCCAUUUUAGCCUCUAUCUAUCAAAGUUGUUUCAUACUUGUCUAUUUUAAAGUAGGACUGCUAUACUUUAAUAGGAUUGAGAGAGCUAUUUGAAAUGUAUGCCAAUGAUUCCUGUCAUUUCAUGGCAGCCCUGCCAUGGUUCACUGAGCCCCUCUUCUCUCUUGUCAGCUCAACUGAAGACAAGCAUUUAGUUGCAAACUUUAAGCAGGUUGUGCAAAACAGAAAUGAUGUGACUGCUUUCUCCUCCUGCACAAUAAUGUCACUCCUGGUCAAUGUGAGAAGGUCAGGGUGUGCCUUGUAAAGCUACAUGAUACCACUUGCCCAUUUGAACAAGUUAACUGAUGAAUCUGGUCCCUGCAGGCACUGCAAAUGCGUCCUCUUAUCAAGUCUGCAUUUGAUAGGAAAGUAGAGCAAUUGUGCCGGAGGAUUUCUGUGGUAUGCUUAGGUACUUUAUAAGGACAGUUCCCAUGCCAGUAUAGCACGUAAUAUAUUUAGUAUUAGCUGAAAAACUUCAAGGUAAUAGCUGUCUUGACCUUCAAAAUAGACUCCUUUUUUUUUGUUUUUGUUGCUGGUAGGACCCAAGAGUGACGCCCAUCUUUGAUGCUGACAGAAUUUAAAACAAGGCCAUUGCCCUGCAUUUUCUGCCUUGUAGCACACAAAAGUAAAAUUGUAUGUCAGGCCGAGAUGUCGGGGAGCUGACAAGAUGCCCCAGUGACAUUUCAGCUAGAAAGAGCAAGUGUCUUGCAACCAAGUGGUCAAAUAUCAAAUAAUAGGUCAAGCAGGAAGGAGCUGAGUUCUAACCACAAAGAGGUUUCUGGUAACUUACUUGACAAGCUUUUGGGCGCUUUGUGGCUUGACAAAAUGAUGUUCUGUUGGGUAUCACUAGACAGACUGUUCUUUAUCGCCUUCAGAAGAUCAGACAUUGACAUUGAUUAAACUCUUUAACCCUUAAAGGUUAAGUCCUUGCAGUUUUCAUCAUGGUAAGUGAAGAACAAAAGGAUAUUUGUAAUAUGUAUUUGUUUUAAAUUCAUCAUCUAACUCCCUACUGACAUUAACUUAAUAUGAACUAUAGUUUUUUGACAAAGAAUUUUUAGAUAAAUUUGUAUUUUAUAUUAUUUUUCAUUACAAAAAUUUUCAUUAUGGAUACAUUAGAAAAUAACAGUUUGUAUUGUAGGAUAUACUGGCCCUGGCAGAUAAUAUCUGUAUACUAUUUAUGUUAUUAAACAGAUUAUCCAGUGAUUUCUGUGAUCUGAGGUAACACAACACUGUCACCGUCAUACUGUGUCAAACUCUUUCUUAGGACACUAAACCACUGUAAUUAACUUCGAAUAAAACUCCAGAAAGCUCUUUAUGUGGAGUAAAAAGUAAUUCUUUCCUUGAAAUUCUUAAUAUAUCGUAUGUGGUAUUGCACAUGUGUAACUCAAAUUAUAAACACAGAGUGGCUGUUGCUUUCAUGUAGAUCAUAGAAUUCCUGAACAUUUCUAAACACUUCCAUUUGCCAUUCCCACAAUGUAGGAUAUUCUGCAUAUGGAAAAUGACAUACAGCUUUUUAGCUCACAUGAGCCAUUAAGCUUUUAGUUCUCACACUAGGAAAACAUUGAUACUCUAUGCACUUAUAUGUCUGUGUUGUGUAUGUAUGUUUGUAUCUAAUGCAUUUUAAAUUCUAGUAUUUUUAAAGUAAUAAGUAUACUUGUAAAAUGUGCCUCUGAUGGGCUUUAGUCUGCUUACGUUAAUUUUACAGUCUGUUAAUAG
Jaculus jaculus (lesser Egyptian jerboa) is the source of this 6315-nucleotide messenger RNA. RefSeq names its product coiled-coil domain containing 171 (gene Ccdc171). Bases 232 to 4260 code for a protein of 1342 amino acids. The transcript has 26 exons. The record is from RefSeq and is a predicted model, not a curated record. Lineage: Eukaryota; Metazoa; Chordata; Mammalia; Rodentia; Dipodidae.